UAACACACACACAUAUAUAUAUAUACAUAUGAAAUAUAAAUAUAUAUGUGUGUGUGUAUUUAACUUGACUAAAGAAUUCGGUGAACGCUUUUAGUGUAAGACACUGACUGACUCCGCUGCAGUCCCUCUAUCGGCUGUGGCAGCUGGUCGGUUUCCAUUCACUCAGGUGCUGUGUUGUUGUUGUUGUUGUUGUCGUCGGAUUCAGGAUGGAAGAAAAACACAAGAAGAUCCUUCAGCGCAACAGGGUCAGUCUGGUGAGUGUGCUGGACCCAUCCACGCUCUACGAUGGCCUUCUUCAAAGAGGAGUUUUCACGCAAGACAUGAUCGAUGAGAUUAAGAGCUCUGGGACCAGACGUGACCAGGCCAGGCAGUUAGUCCGGGACUUAGAGACCCGCGGGAGUCAAGCCUUUCCAUUAUUCCUGCAGUGUCUUCAGGAGACGGGUCAGCAGAGUCUGUCAGAGCUCCUGCAGAAUGGAGUCCCACCAGUUCAUGUACAACCUGCUACACCCACUGAGGUUGUCCGCCCUGUGAUCCAACCUCUCCCAAUCACCCCCCCAAUGGAUGUUGAUAAGCAGAGAAAAGACGAUGUCCCUGUCAAUCCUUUACCUCGACCAAGUACCACUCCCAGUCCGUCACCUGAAAGGGAGAGUAUAAGACCAAGGCCACUGGGCAGAACACGACGGGACAGUAUUCAGAGCUACAAAAUGGACGCCAGCCCAUGUGGACACUGCCUCAUCAUAAACAACGUGGAGUUCAGCCCUCAGAGCGGGCAGACCAAUCGUAGAGGCUCCAACGUCGACUGCGGCAAGCUGGAGAGAAGAUUCAAGAAGCUCAACUUCAUUGUGGAAGUCAAGACCAACAUGAAACAAAGACAAAUCAAGCAUGAGCUGUCAACUUUGUCCAAAAAGGACCACUCAAGCUUUGACUGCUGUGUGGUUAUCAUGCUGUCCCAUGGGACUGAGGUGAGUCACAACCGCUUCCCUGGUGCUGUGUAUGGUGUGGACGGAGAGUAUGUCCCAGUUCAACAUAUCACAAACUACCUCAACGGCAAGCAUUGCCCUUCUUUACAAGGCAAACCCAAACUGUUCUUCAUCCAGGCGUGUGGAGGAGGUGAAAAAGACAUGGGCUAUGAGGUGUCCCCUGACGAAUUUAAGCCACACGUUGGUGGAGCAGAUGACCAGACAGACGCCAUUCCAAUGUCGUCCAGCAGCGACUCCCUGAGCAUGUCUGAUGAACCAGAUGCCAGAGUCACUCUGCCCACACCAUGUGACAUCCUGGUGUCCUACUCAACGUUUCCUGGUUACGUUUCUUGGAGAGACCCCGAGGCAGGAUCGUGGUAUGUUGAGACAAUGGACCGUGUUCUAGAGGAAAAUGCUGCUACUGAUGACCUGGUUACAAUGUUGAUGAUGGUGAACCACGAAGUCUCUCAAAACUCUGCAAAAGGGCUCUACAAGCAAAUGCCUGGUUCCUUUAACUUCCUCCGAAAACUUCUCUACUUUCAAACCCAAACAUAGACCAAGAAAAGUUUCAGCUGGACACACUUCUAAUAAGUCUCAGAUUCAGCUUCAGCGUCUAUUUCAGUGUCAUAAAUCGUGACUGGAAUGUUUUUAGAUUAUGUCUCAGCAGAGUUGUCAGAUGUAUGAAUUUGAUAAAUUGUGCUUUUACUGAAAUGCCUUAGUGUGUAUUUGAUUUUAUUGAUUGGCAACUUUUCUAAAUGAAAGUGUCAGGCAUAGGUGUGAUCUUGGGAAGAAAAUAUUUCUGUACUAUGAAAAAGUUUUUAUUUUACAUCUGUGACGUAUUGACACAUAACAGCCGUCAGUUUGUUAAGAGCAGUCAUUCAACAUGAUGAUCGGUUUGUGCUCUGUCUCUUUUAUACGAAUCUUGUUAACAAAUUGGAUUGUGUGUCUUUUGUAAUUCUUUUGUAAUGUUCUGAAAAUACAGGUUGAAAAUGA
Molecule: messenger RNA, 1952 nt
Organism: Paralichthys olivaceus (Japanese flounder)
Lineage: Eukaryota; Metazoa; Chordata; Actinopteri; Pleuronectiformes; Paralichthyidae
Gene: casp9
Product: caspase 9, apoptosis-related cysteine peptidase
Biological process (GO): proteolysis; positive regulation of neuron apoptotic process; apoptotic process
Cellular component (GO): cytoplasm
Source: RefSeq, a predicted model, not a curated record